Numida meleagris (helmeted guineafowl) is the source of this 4744-nucleotide messenger RNA. RefSeq names its product family with sequence similarity 114 member A1 (gene FAM114A1). The coding region runs from base 156 to 1841 and encodes 561 amino acids. The transcript has 14 exons. The record is from RefSeq and is a predicted model, not a curated record. NCBI's taxonomy places the organism in Eukaryota, Metazoa, Chordata, Aves, Galliformes, Numididae.
AGGGAGCGCGGCUGCAGAGCCCGCCCUCGCCGCGGCCCAUCCCGGCCGUCCCGCCGUGCCCGGCCGGAGCUCCCUCCUCCCCCCGCUGCUGCCGACGUGGCGGGGCGGGGACGGAGUCGGGGGCGCGCCGCGAGGGAGUGCGGAGCGACUUGAAAAUGUCUGAAGACUUACGUGAUGGCGUCCCAUCUGAAGAGAAACCUGAAGUAAUGGAAAUGCCCAACAGCGAUGUGUUGCCUCAGGAGUCAGUACUGCCCCCUGUGGAAGCUGAGAUCCUGCCUGUGUCCUCACAAGAAGAACAGGGACAGGACACUAAGGGUGCCAGUAAUGGACAAAAGGGAGACAUAUUUAUUAAUGAAAAUCCUUUGACUGAAGAAAUAGCUGAAAGUCUGCCUUCCAACAGAGACGUGUCUGAAGACAAGCCCACUGAGUGCAUCGAGACUGUAAGCCUUGAUACAGAACCUGAUCCUGAAGAAACACCACCUGAGCAAAGUAGUUCAGCUGCAGACUCACCUAAAGCAAGUAGAUGGGGAGCUUGGGGUUCCUGGGGCAAGUCUCUCCUGUCGUCAGCUUCAGCCACAGUGGGUCAUGGGAUAACAGCAGUAAAAGAAAAAGCAGGAACUACCCUAGGAAUUCAUCAUGCAAGUUCAGCAUCUUCAGAAGCAGCAGAGCAUCCUGCAGCUGAAACAUCAGUAACACAAGCAGAAGAUUCUCCUGACCAAAGCUCUUCCGAGAAUAUUCCUUCUUCUCCUUCAUCUGGAUCUCGUGGGAUGUUGUCAGCUAUCACUAAUGUAGUACAGAACACAGGGAAAAGUGUAUUAUCUGGAGGCUUAGAUGCUUUGGAAUUUAUUGGGAAGACAACCAUGAAUGUCCUUGCAGAAAACGAUCCUGGAUUUAAGAGAACAAAAACACUGAUGGCAAGAACAGUUUCUCUGUCUCAGCUGCUGCGAGAAGCUAAAGAAAAAGAGAAACAGAGACGGGCCCAGCAAGUUACAGUUGAAAGAACAGCACAUUAUGGACUGCUUUUUGAUGAGUUCCAGGGUUUGUCUCAUCUUGAAGCUCUAGAAAUCUUGUCAAAUGAAAGUGAAAACCAGAUUCAGUCAUAUUUGGAAACACUUGGUGGAGAGCAGCUGGAGACUGUGAAAAAUGAUUUAAUUGCUAUAAAAGAGAUUUUUGUUCCAAAGGAAUCAGACGAUGAAGUGGUACAGGCACAGAAAGCAGAUAUGGGAGAAGAGUUUGUCAGCAUGCUCACAGAGCUGCUAUUUGAAUUACAUGUGGCUGCAACUCCUGACAAACUGAACAAGGCUAGGAAAAAAGCUCAUGAGUGGCUGGAAGAAGCCAGUUUAUCCACCUCAGUAGACAUAGAAGAGAAGCUAAAAGAGAAGCCUGGAGAACCUGAUGAAGAAAAGACUGAAAAUGGAAAAGACAAAAUUGACAGUGAUAAACCAGAAGUAAAUAAAAGCAAAACCGUGGAGGAAAUCUACAUGCUGUCCAUUGAAAGUCUGGCUGAGGUAACUGCUCGUUGUAUAGAACAGCUUCAUAAAGUAGCAGAAUUAAUUCUGCAUGGGCAGGAAGUAGAAAAAACAGCUCAAGACCAAGCAAAAGUACUGACAAAUUUAACAAGUGCUAUGUGCAAUGAAGUUUCAUCUUUAUCAAAGAAGUUUUGCGAUUCUUUAACAGCAGCUGGGAGCAGUAUGAAGGCAGAGGUUCUGAACCCCAUCAUUGACAGUGUAUUAUUAGAGGGUUGCAACAGUACUACUUACGUUCAGGAUGCUUUCCAGCUAUUGCUUCCAGUGCUGCAAAUUUCACAUAUCCAGACCAGUUGUUUGAAAGCACAAGAGUGACGGUCUCCCAGCAGUUGUCACCACUGGGCUUAACAGAGACCACAGACCUAAUCCCUUUAAUGUGUGUGGAUGGAAGAGGUGGUAUGGAAGACGUCUGGCCACCAAGAGUCCCCUGAAGACACUCAACGCGGUUUUGCACAUACAAUAUCGAGCAACAUUUUAAAACUCUUUCAGACUUUUAGACUUCAGAAAUAGUUAGAAAAUUGAGUCAUUUCUUUUCCGUCAGAGUAUACCCUUUGCAUUAAUUUAAAUUGGAUUAAUGAUUUAUUGAUAUUGGUAUUGCCAUAAAAAUGGAUUCCAAAUGUUGAGCCUUGCGGUUGUAGACAACAUAUGAAGUCAAUUAGAAUGCAAAGUUCUUUAAAACAUUUCAGCCCAAAUAAUUUCCAUUGCUUGCUUCCUGUCCGUUAAAAAUGUGUAUUUCAAAAGUUGCUUUCAGUGUUUAAGCUUAGUCAACAUGAACAAAUUACCAUAGUGUUGUGCUUGUUAAAUAUUAUUUACAGUAGUAAAUGAUAACCUUGUAAUAAUCUCACCACUUACAUAACACUUUGUGUUCAAGGGGUUGCACAGUAAUAGGUACUAACUUUGCUGAGCUAAAAUUCUGGAGGAUGUGCAUACAGAAUUAUACUAAAAAGAAAUGGAGUGAAUCAGAAAUUUUCCCUUCUUUUAAUUAAUCGACAACUGUUUAUGAAACACCCCCCAAAGUAAUCUCCUCUCGGAUGUGUCACCAGGUUACCACUUUGGUUUCUAAUUUGGUGUUUAAAUGUUAUGAACCUUUUUACCAAAUGGAUUUACAAACACCGACAAGUCAAAAGUAUUGGUUUUGGGCAUAACAGUGAAGAGAGGUGAUGAGAUAGUUGCUGUGGCUAUGUUGGAACAACCACCUUUUCUUUGAGGCCGUGGCUGGACACAGUGCAGAUGAGCAACAGGAACGUUUCAGAAUAACACUAGCAACCGUGAUAAUUUCACAUACUCUUAUCUUAAAAUCCUGAGUGGUGAACCUCAGAGUUUCUUUAGCCUAGUUUACCUCAAAGACAGGAAGAACCUUCCAAUAUUUGUUGUAGCCUGUUCUCCUGGAUUUUUGUUAUUACAUUUCUCACAGCUGUUUUGUGUUUUUUUUCCUCCUGAUACACUCAUGAAUUGUAUUUAAAUAUUUUUUAAUUCUAGCUAGCAUCUGAAUAUGUUUAAUCAUUGGUGCAUAGUACAUACAUUGUAAAAAUAAUGCAACAGAGGAAAUAAUUUCCUGUUUGUUAGAAAGGAGAAACCACGUAUCUGCUUUGCAUAUAGUGAGUCCACAGAAGUGAUGACAGAAAGGUUUGUCUCUGUUUACACUGUUGUGAUACCUGAUCUGCAGUUACAUGCAUUGCAUACUUUUCCAUCUUUUGAUAUUUAAAGAUGAAGUUUUCACUACCCCUGCGAUCAGUUUGUCAUGCAAAAUGUAUUUUCUGACACUCUGUAAUUUUAAAACUUUGAGAUAUCUUUCUGGGAAAAUAGAAGGAGUACAGCCUUCAAAUCCACUUGCACAGAAUGUGCUUUAAAAAGUACCGUGAGCAAAAGUAAGCAAACCCCUUAGCAGCUGGAAAGGGAAAGAAAGUUUGACAUUCAUUGGUAUUUAUGCCAUAUUGAACAGCUGAUUUCACUGCGAUGUGGUAAAAAAAAGGGACACUGGAAAAUGUAACUGGUGAGCAGACUCAGCAGCCCGAGGUAGGACACAGCUCCCGCCAACCACGGUAUCUGUGCUGCUUCCAUCUGACAUUGCUUUAUUUCUGGAAGCGUGUUUUCAAAUGAAAAUAUUUUCAGACUCGAUGUUUCUCUGGCCUCUGCACUUUGAGAGGAAUAAACAUACUCCUCUAUGGUAGUCCUGUCUGGUUGCUGGAAGAGACAUGCAUGCACGUACGUGACCAGGAGUGACUCCUGUAUACACACAGGCCCAGAACAACUCCUCAGCGUGGAUUACUGAAGACCACAUGCUUUCUCCAUAUACUUGACCAUGAGCAGUUUUCAGUUCUAAAUAUCUGGACACAAAUUAAAACAGUCAGAAGCUUGUAAAAAGUUCUUUUCUGUAAAGCAUUUUUUCCUGUCCUAUGCUGGCAAGCAGAAUAUGAUAUCUGGUUAAAAACUUGUUCAUUUUUCAAACAAACACUGUCAAGAAAGCCUGGUGUUUUCAGCUCUCAAUCAAUACAUCUUGGAUUUAUUUUUACUUUAAUUUGAUCAUAACUUUUUGUCAAGAAGCCUUUCUGUCCCUGUUGGAAUAGAGCUCUGUGGCAGGUACCUGUAAGCACAGUAUUACUGCCCAGGGAAUCGUCCAAGGAAUGUACCAAUAGCUCUUUUAUACGGCUCCUCUGUUGAGUUAAUGUUUUCUGAUAUAAAUGAUUUUAGUUACUUUUUCUUAUGGACCUUUCAUUUUCCUCUGAAAUACAGUGCAGAAUAUAUAGUGUUAAACCUGUCAGAAAAAUGUGGUAACUAAUAGUGGUGCUUUUUAGCAGGGGCUGAACAAUACUGUAUUAGAAGCCUCGGGGGAUAAUGUUUAAAUUGUUGAGGGGCAUUCUUAAGACAAAGAUUGCUUGUCUGAGAUAUUCCUUGUGAGAGGUUUCGCUGUCUUGCUUAAAUUAUGUAUGUAUUGAAUAAAGUACCUUGCCCUAAAGUAAAAGAAGUUAUAAAAAUAACACGUAGCAUUGAGUACUCACAUCCAUACAACAUAGGAAGAGAAACAGGGCAGAAUAUGAGCAUAGAGAUACUCCAUCUGAUCUCAGAUUUAUCCCAGGAAAACUGUAAUGCUGAAUCUUUAAAUCAAUUUUAGGGAAAUACUGUUUUAUUAUAAAAGCACUACAUGGAUGUAACCAGAAUAUUUUGUUUACAUGGGCUUGUAUUUUUCCAUCAGUCAAAUAAAGGGUUUGAGAUACGGA